AUGGAAGAAAGUUUCAAAGGAGAUGACAGAACUUGCGAAUUCACAGAUAGGCUUUGGGCUGCUCUUGAAAGCGAUGAUUUCAAUACCUUUUGGGAUGACAAGAAGCUUGAACCAAUUCAUUCCAUCUUUCUUCCACCUCACUUUCUCAAAGCUAUUCAGCAAUCCAACAUUUCCAUUGUUGUCUUCUCCAAAAACUAUGCUUCUUCUAUAUGGUUCCUUCAGGAACUCUCUGAGAUUGCUGCACGUAUCCAUGAACCGCGACAUACAGUUUUUCCAAUUUUUUAUGAUGUAGAUCCAUCUGAUGUACAGAAUCAGAUUAAUUCUUUUGAAAAAGCUUUCGCUAAACAUGAACAAAUAUUCACAACAGAUUUAAGCACAGUCCACAAUUGGAGGUUAGCAAUGAAAGGAGUUGCCCAUCGGCCUGGUUGGUACACACCACACAACCCCUGGCAACAAACUAUUGAUGACAUUGUUAUAGAAGUGAACAAAAAAAUGCGAGAAUUAGUUCAUGAUGUUGUUGACAUGGUGGGGAUGCAAUCUCGAGCCAAAGAAGUAAUAAAGCUUUUAGAAUUGGGUGUGAAUAAUGGGGUUCAAGUUGUGGGCAUUUGUGGUAUGGUUGGGAUUGGGAAGACAACUCUUGCCAAAGUUGUGUAUGAUAGGAUCUCUCCCAUGUUUUAUGCUUCUCAUUUCAUAAACAAGGGAACUGAAUUUUGUAUGGGCAGUAGGCAACUACAGGGCAAGAAUAUUCUCCUAGUUCUUGAUGAUAUUGAUAUUUUCGAUCUUGAACCACUAAUUCAGACUAUAGAUGAUCACUGGUUAGGCAAAGGGAGUAGAAUCAUCAUAACAACCAGAGAUGAAGGAGUCUUGAAUAGUUUUAAGAUGCAUCAUAUUUAUAGGGUUAAACCAUUGACUAAGGAUGAAGCUCGUCAAUUACUCUGUAGAAAAGCUUUCAGAAGUGAUUUUCCUGUAAGGGCUUAUGAAGAGCAAAUAAAUGGCAUACUUGAAUAUGCUAAUGGCCUUCCAUUAGCAGUUGUAGAAUUUGCCUGCUUCUUACUAUAAGUACCUUUGUUGAAUUCAAAAAGGUUGUUAACUCUGUGAUGAUGAAUGCCCUCCGAAAAAGUUUCUUCGAACUGAGAUCUAAUUCUCAAGAAAUUUUUUUAGACAUUUCAUGUUUUUUCAUAGGGAAGGAAAUUGAAUAUGUAGAAAGAAUUUUAUGGUGUUUUAGAUCUAAGAAGGUGGAUAUACAAAUUUUGAUUGACAAAUCACUGAUGACUGUUAUAGAUCAAAAAAUACAAAUGCAUGGUCUAUGGCAAAAAAUGGGAAGAGAAAUUGUGCAGCAACAAUCCCCUUCUAGGCCUGAAAUGUGGAAUAGAUUGUGGAAUUUUGAUGAUAUUGAUCGUGUUAUGCAAAAUUACAAGGUUGUUCCCAAAGUUGAAGCUAUAGUCUUGGAUCUGGAAGAUUCACAAGGAAGGACAUUAAAUACUGAAGCUUUAUCACGCAUGAGCAAUCUUGAACUGCUCAUAUUUCGUAAUAUGAAAUUUACUGGAGUCCUAACAAAUCUUUCAUAUCGGCUCCGUUAUCUUUCAUGGCACCAAUAUCCUUUCACUUCUUUACCGUCAAGGUAUUGUCCAUGUAAUCUUAGGGAAUUGAAUUUGACUGAUACCUGCAUCACAAGUAUAUGGUAUCAAUGCGGACAAGGAAAGGCUUUCCGGAAUUUGAGAAACAUGAAUCUUAGUGGCUCCAAAGAUCUAACCAAGAUGCCAAAUUUCUAUGAAUUUCCAUUUCUUGAGAGGCUAGACUUUAAAGGAUGCAUUAAAUUAUCAUGGCUUGAUGCAUCCAUUGCUGAUUGUUUAGAGCUCAAGUUCUUAAAUUUGAGAAAUUGCAUUAA
Molecule: messenger RNA, 1888 nt
Organism: Prosopis cineraria
Lineage: Eukaryota; Viridiplantae; Streptophyta; Magnoliopsida; Fabales; Fabaceae
Product: TMV resistance protein N-like
Exons: 5
Coding region: 1-1059 (352 amino acids)
Biological process (GO): defense response; signal transduction
Molecular function (GO): ADP binding
Source: RefSeq, a predicted model, not a curated record